Physcomitrium patens is the source of this 3233-nucleotide messenger RNA. RefSeq names its product palmitoyl-acyl carrier protein thioesterase, chloroplastic. The record is from RefSeq and is a predicted model, not a curated record. Gene Ontology annotation, biological process: fatty acid biosynthetic process. NCBI's taxonomy places the organism in Eukaryota, Viridiplantae, Streptophyta, Bryopsida, Funariales, Funariaceae. Gene Ontology annotation, molecular function: acyl carrier activity; fatty acyl-[ACP] hydrolase activity.
ACUCAUACACACAAGCAUUCCUCUAGUAUGUACCAAGCGGAGGCCUGUUCUGUGGUUUCUAGGAGAGAGGUAGCGGACGAGGUGCGAAGGAAGUACUUAUGCCCAGUGUGGUGGCGAACGGCGACUUACUGGUGAGUGAAGGGAGGAGUUACCGGAUGACCGCGCCCCGUGCUUGGCUGCGACGUGACAGGACUCGAAUGUGACAGGACACCACCCGACGCGCCGUGGUGGUACAGCAGCGGAUGUGGGCGAGUAAGUUAAAAAGGAAAGUGUCGCUGGAUGCAAGGCUGGCAGACAAGCAAAACAGACGCGAGCUGUUGCGAAAGGCAGUGUCAGGCCAGGUCAGGUCAGGCAAUCGCAGCCCCUGCCUGCAGCAGCAGCAGCAACAGCCUCCUCCCCCCUAGACCCCCUUUCUCCCCCGUUUCCCCUGACUCCUCGCCCACAUCGUAGAAUGCUUCAUUGGUAAUGCUACCGCCACUCUCGAAGCAAGCAAAAGAGUGAGAAGUCGGGAAUGUACGCAGUGGAGCCAGGGUGAGCACCGUUCAUUGGGUUGAGUGUGAGCGUUGUCGCCAAAGCCUGAGGAAACCGGAAACCAUCCUUCAUUUGCGAAGGAAAAACGUUCCAGAAGGAAUAUGUGAGUAGUACACACUUCCCUCUUUCCUCCUUCCCCCGCAAGGUUGCUCAAGGUACAGUAUGUUACGAAGUACGUGGGAGUAUUUAAUUUUGGUGGAGCAGGGGGGAGGACGCUUUGGAUUUAGGCAUGGGGGUCUCUUUCCAAUUUGUUCUUAAUGAUACAUUCUGUUGAUGAUUUAUGAUGGUGGUGCUGAUGAUGAUUGCACAUGGGGGAUGCUGUGCUGGGUGAUGGCCUGGGAGAGGAGAGGAGAGAGAGAGAGAAACGAGAGCGGGGGUUGUUGGUGUGCGGAUGAGCGAGAGGCGAGGAUGAGCGAGGACAGGGUGCUCUGUUUCGUUUGAAAUCAUCGCGUCGGUUGGAAUGUGAGUUCUGCCCUUGUGCUUGGGUUGAAAAUGGUGUGACAUUGAGUACAUUUUUGUAGCGGGGACGGGGCGUUCAGUUUUGGAGCAGAAGUCUCGGGGAGGGUGAAAGGUGUAGGUCGAGAUCGGCAAGCGGUAAUGUUGAGAGUGCUUUUGUGUAGAUCUGGGCCGUGAAGGUAGGCAGCUGAGAUAGAAUCGGAUCUUCGAGGGGAGAGGGUGGAGACAAAGAUCACAUUUUCUCCUGUACUGCUAGCAUUUUGCUAAUCGCCCUUGGGCGCAGACGGUCGCUGCGAAGCUAGAUUGGUAAUCGCGGGACUCUCCGUCCCGCAUGUGACAACGCACAGGUGUAGAGUCGAUGGAGAUGAUCGCAGGAGCAGGUUUAAUUAGAACAAAAUAUUCUGGUAUUGAUGCAUGGAAAGGCGGUUCGGCCACUGGGUUUUCUCCUUGGAAGCACUGCGAGUCCCCCUCGUAUUCACCGAAAAAUCCUGGAGCAUGCUAUGCUGUGAAAUCGAGCUCAGGAUAUGAAUUCUCCAAUUUUUUCUCGGUAGCAGACAGCCAAUUCCCGCUCAAAGCAUCGGCGGGGUUGCAUGGCACCUCGAGGGGUAUGAAUGCCGCGGCGGCGACAGGCAAUGGAGCCUUCACAGGGGGAAAUAGGGCUGAAGACGUGAACGAUGCUUUCUCGAAAGUAUUGCCACACACUGUUCUCGAGAAAGAUAGUGCAGCAUUUAGGGCGAUCCUAGCUGCCAUAGCCAGUGUCGCACUGGCAGCCGAGAAUCAGAGGCGACAUGACGUUUUUCCUGUAAAAUCAGAAGUUCCCGUUGAUGCUCUUCGACAAGGGAGGCUUGUGGAGAGCAGGCUAGUGUACCGGCAGACAUUUGUGAUUCGCUCAUAUGAGAUAGGAGCUGAUCGAACGGCCUCCAUCGAGACAAUGAUGAAUCAUUUCCAGGAGACGGCUUUGAAUCAUGUGUGGAUGUCGGGGAUUGCUGGGGAUGGCUUUGGAGCAACGCGUGCAAUGUCUUGCAGGAAUCUAAUCUGGGUCGUUAGCCGGAUGCAAGUCCACGUUGAGCAGUAUCCUGCGUGGGGCGAUGUUGUUGAGGUGGGCACGUGGGUUGCUGCAUCCGGAAAGAAUGGGAUGCGUCGAGAUUGGCUUGUACGAGAUUACAAAACAGGACAGAUUUUAGCCCGUGCUACUAGUACAUGGGUGAUGAUGCACAGAAAAACAAGAAAGCUUUCUAAGAUGCCCGAAGAAGUCAGAGCUGAAAUUUCUCCCUAUUUUCUGGAUAGAUCGGCAAUUAAAGAUGAGAGCAUGUUAACACAGAAGAUCAUCAGGCUCGAUGGGAAUGCACAGUUCGUUCGGUCAGGGCUAACACCGAGACGCAGUGAUUUAGACAUGAAUCAGCAUGUGAACAACGUGAAGUACAUCGGUUGGAUGAUGGAGGGUAUUCCGCCCACAAUUUUGGACAAUUAUGAGUUGGCUAGCAUGAAUCUGGAGUACAGGCGAGAGUGCGGACAGUCUGAUAUGGUUCAAUCAAUGGUCAGUCUUGAGCCAUCAAUCUCGGAUUCUCCAGAGUCGAAUGGGGUUUCAAAUGGGACAUCUAAUGGCGCAUCUAACGGUGCAACGCAUACCUUCUCACACUCGGCAGCUUCCCCGACUCGGAUGCCUGAGUUGAAAAUUACAGAUGUCAAUGUAGGUUUUUUGCAAUUUGUACACUUGUUGCGGAUGGAAAGUGAUGGAGCAGAGAUACUUCGAGGGAGAACUCGUUGGAGACCAAAGAACCUCCCUCUACCUUAAUAGUAUAAAAGUUACUGAAUCCUAAAUUUAAAGCUUUUGAAGAAUAUGAAGAAUGUACGUGUACACUGCUAUGUUAUUUACAUGUCUAACUAUUCUAAUGUUCACACACUCUAAAUGUUUGAAAAAAAUUCACUUCUGAUGCGCUGCACUUAUAGAGGGUUGAUUCGAUGAAAAAAUAUUUUUGUGUGAAGGAGAUACUGGUAGUUAGGAGGCUUGUUGAUGACUUCAGUUCAGUUCCAUCUACCGAAUGUGACCACUGCUCAUUUCAGCUUCACUGGAAGAUGGAAGAAUCGCAACAGGUAGUCAUGAAACACCAAGCUUCACUUUGUAGUUUAUGCAGAGACCCCAGAUAGAGUUGUGCACUUGCUUUGAUGAAAUACACAUCGAAGGCAUACAUGUACUGAAACAUUAGACAAAAACAGAAAAAAGAAGAAGAAUGAAGUUAUGAUCA